This is a messenger RNA of Xiphias gladius (swordfish), 3018 nucleotides long. It is a transcript of the gene inka2, whose product is annotated as inka box actin regulator 2. NCBI's taxonomy places the organism in Eukaryota, Metazoa, Chordata, Actinopteri, Istiophoriformes, Xiphiidae. The transcript has 2 exons. The record is from RefSeq and is a predicted model, not a curated record. Gene Ontology annotation, molecular function: protein serine/threonine kinase inhibitor activity; protein kinase binding. Gene Ontology annotation, cellular component: nucleus. Bases 10 to 1335 code for a protein of 441 amino acids.
AAAAAGGAAAUGGAACAACAGCUCCCCAAACCAGAAUGCAAAAACAUGGAUGCGUGCCUGAGACGACUGAAGCAAGAGCUGCUGUCUAUGAAAGAAGCCGGGGAUGGCCUCCAUGCUCAGAUGAAUUCAAUGAUGGGAGCCCUCCAGGAACUCAAGCUUCUUCAGGUUCAGACAGCACUAGAAAACCUCGACAUUUCAGGUCGACCCAUUAACCGAGGGAUCCCACAUCCUGCUCCGCCAGCUCCUCCUGACGCAUCAGCUGCAGCAGCUUCAGCUUCAGAAAAGGAUCACAGGUCCUGCUUUAGCCAAACUCUGCCAGAGGAGCCCAGCCCAAGUCCAAUGCCAAGUCCAAGGCCAUCUUUGGAGAGCAGAAACACCUUCAGUCGAGAUGACAACAGCCCAUCUCGAAACAGAAGCAGCCUGAGAACCUCGUCUUCCUCAGUGUCCAGUCUGGAGAAUGAAAGCCACAGAAGCUCAAUGACAGCAAGAAGUGAGAACGACCUUGACUCAAUACCCAGGAGGUGGUCAGGAUACACUGCCCCCCAAGUGGACUUCUAUGGACCAAUGGUGGGAAACCCUCCACCGGAACCCUACCCUCACCCAAAGGCUCCCCAUUGUUCUCAGGUGGUGGACCUGCCUGGCAUCCUGUACAGCCUGUCCAGAGAGGGCCCUUCACUGGACAGCGACUACUCCCAGGACAGCACAGAUGACGCCAGCGACUGGACCUCUUCGCUCAUGAGCCGCAGCCGCAACCGUCAGCCCUUAGUGCUGGGCGACAAUGUCUUUGCCGACCUGGUGGGUAACUGGCUGGACCUGCCUGAGGUGGAGAGGGAGGAGGUGGAGGAAGAGGAGAGGAGGAAGAGGAGAGAGGAGAGGACAGUGGAUGGAGGAGCAGACAGACUGGACACCCCAGCUCACCCUCUCCGCCUCAGCCGCUCGCAGGAGAUCUGCAGGAAGUUCUCACUGACCACAAAUAUCUUCAAGAAGUUCCUGCGCAGCGUCCGGCCCGACAGGGACAAGCUGCUCAAGGAGAGGCCCGGCUGGAUGGCUCCUGAGCUGCCAGAGGGAGACCUCUUUAAAAGGCCGAAGAAAUUGGUUCCUAAAAGUUCAAAAGGCAGCUUCUACCUGCCAUUCUGGACAAAUGGACAGCAGGGUAAAGGCAGGCCGUGUCCACAUCUAUCUGAGGCCGAAAGGAACCACCAACACCAUCAACACAGCUUCCCCCAGUUCCACCAGCAGCCAUUUGCAGGGAUUUAUUUAGACAGGAGACAGCCAGAGACUGGUUCAGAGAAAAUGCAGCCCUUGUUUGACUACAACACAGCUGUGUGGGUCUGACAGUGAGUCUCAGGCCAACAAACUGCCAAUGAUGCCAGACUGAGUGAGUGACAGGUGUUGGGGGAUUUUGGCUGAGCUGGAGUGGAAUGAAUGAAUGAACUACUGAGAGGCUUGGAUACAGUUGUCUUCCAGAAAUGAACCGUUGAACUUCCCACCCACGACAUGAUUCUCCUAUGACAGAGAUUAUCAGAACAACAUUUUGUCUGACAAUCCUAAAACCUAAAGCUUGUUUGCUGUGUGUGUCUGGGUGAGUGAGUGUUUGCUAAAGUGUGUUUAAGAGAGAGACUUUUUUUGAGGAUUCAUGCUGCAAGUUUUGUAUUAUUCAAUUUUCUUCAUGUGCGUUAAUGCAUGUAUGACUGAGUUGUCUGGUUGUCUUAAAAGACGGUACUUAGAAAAGGACAUCUUCCUCAGAAUGUCACCAUUAUUACAGUUCUUUAUAUAAACAUUCACAGACUUUUUCCACUUAUAUGCUACAGGACAUACUCUCAUAUCUCACUUCUUUGCAUCUAUGAAUAGAAACACAAAGUGUUGGAUUGCAUGGUUACUGUUUUUAUAAGCGAUGCUUCAAACAGCUGUUACUGAACGCACUGCCACUAAACACAGUCAUAAGCUCCUUUUUGUUUCCACCGGGCCUUGAUACCCUGGAAACUCAGGUUUAACUGAACCUGUCGGUCUCAUUCACCUUGCUCAGGGAAUGAAUGCAACACAUGAGGAAACAGACACCGCCCACAUUUAAAUGGGAUUUAUAUACAGUUUAGAGAAGUCUUGCCUCAUCCCAUCUUGCCUAGAAAGACAUAACAGCAAUACAGUGCAUGACUAGUCCAAAGAUUGCACAUUAAACUUUGAGAUUUGUCCCUCGUGAUCAGCGAUGUUUUGCUUGCUGUCAUCUUAGAAAACACUCGGUUUUCUCUCCGCCAUGUAGACACGGCACAUGUUGAGUCAACUGUCAGUCCUCCUGGGUUGUAACGAAGAGGGAGGUGGGGGUGAAGAUGGCACAGCCAACCACGAUUGCUGACUGCCAGCCAUCUGGUACCCGGACGUUAUGUAAAGCUUGUUCAGGCUCAAAGAAAAUGCAAAACGGCUCUGUUAAUCCCAACGCUUUGUAGAUGUACUGAAUUAUGACGAUUUUUUUACGCACUGGAUAUACAAAAGGUGAAUACAUUACAGGGCUGUAACAGUGAUGAUACAGUUGAGAGUGCAGGUCAAGACCCAUAUCUCUAUCAGACAGGAUCAAGGUAACAGAAUAAAUGUACAGAGCAUUGUACAUAUUUGUCAUCAGGCAAUUUACAGCAAUAAGAGACAUUUUCUGUAAUAUCCGCAUGAUUUUCAUUAUUCUGCACAGAUAAAUAUGUCACAGUAACAUUACAGUUCUUACCAAUACAUGUAAACAAAGCCACCACAUUUGUACUUGAAAACCACAAACUGAUGAGUUAAUAUUUAACCUACAGUAUCUAUUCUUUUGUAUCAUAAUAAACCGUUUCAGUGUCUUUCAUUUCAAGCAGCAUGAUAGCAGUUAAAAACAAACUACGGCUUCCCUCACAAAUUCAUACAAAUAGCAGGAUUCCCUCAGGAUUAUAGAUUACACUGCCCGCUCUAACUCAAAACACUUGUUUGCGUUUAUAGAGGACCACUGUUAUGCAAGGACAAUCUGAUACUCUAACUUAUUGUUACAAAAAAAAAAAA